Mollisia scopiformis is the source of this 1014-nucleotide messenger RNA. RefSeq lists its product as uncharacterized. The transcript has a single exon. The record is from RefSeq and is a predicted model, not a curated record. Lineage: Eukaryota; Fungi; Ascomycota; Leotiomycetes; Helotiales; Mollisiaceae. The coding region runs from base 62 to 955 and encodes 297 amino acids.
CCGCUCGCUUCCCCUCUCCCUACUUUACUUGCAUCGUACCUGAUCUCCAAGAACUAUCACCAUGGGCGUUGUACUAGGAAAACCAACUCCCCCACCAUCACCGGCAGCACCACCACCGGGAGCACCACCGCCGGGAACACCACCACCGGGAGCACGAGCACCACCACCACCACCAUCAUCACGACGACCACGACCACCAGGACCACCACCACCACCAGGCGUGAGUAAGGUACCUGCGGUGCUGGAAUACCAAUUUUACGAGCCGGGAACAUAUGGUGCAAUGAGAUAUUAUACUCCGGUCACAUUUCUCCCCACAAGCGACCUCGAAAAGUUCAGCAUUCAAUGCAAUUAUUUCAUCCAUUUCCAUCAGUCACUUGUUAUCAAAUAUCGACUUGAUGAAAUGCCUCGAACCGGAAGCUUCCUUCCGAUCUCGAUCCUCGAUCACUGCUUCCGGGCCGAGAAGGCAUUGCGAGAUAACCCCUCCUUCGACUGCGAGAUCUUGGAAGAACCUCGUGCGCUAGCUGCCGAAAGCGUAGAAGAGGAAAUUCGCGUGUUGAAAAAAUGGGCAGACACUCUACGUUGCAAAUUGAGGACAGAAAAACUGCAAGAAGUGGAAAUGCUCAAAAUUUGGUUGCUCCUUGGCGAGAGCGUGCGAGUGGAAAGAAAUACUUCUUAUCGUGGUAGGUGCUUUGUGACCAAAGGAACGGGCAUAUUGGAGGGCGUUGAUAUUGAUGCGGAAGGAGGCGAUGGAGGCAUAUUUGUGAAUGGUCAACGCUUUUGCUUUAGUGGGGCAGACCUCUUGAAGCAAGAGUGGAAAGUGACACCAUUGGGAGAGGAAGUGAACAUUGAAGGGUUGAGUGACGACGGUGGUUCUAUUACAAGUGAGUUUGAGGAAGCGGAAGGAGAACAAGAACACGUGGAGCAGAGCGAGAAAAAGAAGGAUAUGGAUGAAUAAGCUACACGUCGACGUGGAUGCGAAGUAGACGUGGAAGGUUUCUUCGAAGGCUCUCGGAC